AAUUGACCACUCAAAAAGAGAAUUAUUCCGAAUUAGCAAGUGAACAAAAUCUAACCAAAAACCAGUUAGAAAGAACCAGUAUUUCUCUCACCCAAACUCAAACCAAACUAAAUAAUUGCCAAGAAAGAUUUUCGCUACUAGAAAGCAAAAAGAACGAAUUGGAUGAAAAACUAACUACUCAAAACCAAGAAUUAAAAGAACUAAAUUAUUCUUUGGAAACAAUUUAUUUACUAUCCGAGAUUCCUCCCACUCCCCAAAAUAAUCCGGGUGAAAAUACCCAAGGAGAAAGAGAACUUUUGCGAAGGUUAGCCAAUCUAGGUAUUGGUUCUGAUGAUUGA
Racocetra fulgida is the source of this 338-nucleotide messenger RNA. The record is from the annotation of a GenBank genome assembly. Lineage: Eukaryota; Fungi; Glomeromycota; Glomeromycetes; Diversisporales; Gigasporaceae.